Penicillium alfredii is the source of this 249-nucleotide messenger RNA. Its product is annotated as protein serine/threonine phosphatase 2C. The transcript is spliced from 2 exons. The record is from RefSeq and is a predicted model, not a curated record. Bases 1 to 249 code for a protein of 82 amino acids. NCBI's taxonomy places the organism in Eukaryota, Fungi, Ascomycota, Eurotiomycetes, Eurotiales, Aspergillaceae.
AUGGCUACGGAUGGCAUAUGUCAGCAGGCUGUGAAUCUGGUCGGGAAAUGGGUCGAAUCCGAGUUGGCAGAGAUCAACCCCGGCUCGUCAGAACCGAAAUCUGAACCGUUUGAUUUUGGUCAAUUUUGGAAGGGGGUGAGCUGGAGGUUUGUUGAGGAAAGGACAGCAGUUCAAGAUAAAAUGCUGCUGUACACCUGGUGCGCCACUCCCUUGGUGGAAAUCAUUAUGAGCUGGUGGCAGGGCGGCUAG